AUGUACAAUUGUACUUCUGGAGUUUGCACUAAUCCCAUUUCUCCAUCUUGUAAAACUGGAUCUGGUACCAACAAUGCCUUGUGUCCAACCAAUCAAUAUUGCAAUACUACAAAUGCUAUCUGUGAAGAUUUACGUCCACUUGGUGCCAAUUGUUCUGGACUUGAAACAUGUCAAAAAGGAAUGUUUUGUACACCUGUUACCCAAUAUUGGACAACAUGUCAACCAAGAUUCUCUCUCCAAGAAGGAAGUAUCUGUAGGGAUAGUGUUCAAUGUGAUUCAACCAAGAAUCUGUAUUGUGGUCCACAAAACAAUGCAAUUCGAUAUUGUGAAAAGUUCCCAGCCAUUGAACCAUCCUACAAUUGUUACACCAACGGUUCGUGCGGAAACAACUAUAUCUGUGGUUGUAGCUCAACUCCAUCAACUGGUUCCUGUAAAGUCCAAUUUGCCCUAACCCAAGAAUGCCAAAAUGUCUUUGGUAAAUACACUGAUUGCAUAAAUCAAUGUCCAAGGGUUACCAACCCUGUUGCUUCUAGUUGUAUUAAUAGUUGCAAUCGUUAUGGAAAUGUCCUCCCAGUUUGUUCUCCAUACUAUACUUGUUACAAGUAUCAAGCCCCAACUGAUACCUCUUCAUCAAGUGUAUCAAUGUCAUCAAACCAAAAAGAAAUAUCAUUUAUUAUUCUAUUCUUUAUCUCAAUAGUAAACAUCAUUACUUUUCUUUAA
Messenger RNA from Cavenderia fasciculata, 720 nucleotides. RefSeq lists its product as uncharacterized. Lineage: Eukaryota; Evosea; Eumycetozoa; Acytosteliales; Cavenderiaceae. The record is from RefSeq and is a predicted model, not a curated record. The transcript has 2 exons. Bases 1 to 720 code for a protein of 239 amino acids.